AUGAAACUGUUCAGGGUAUUGAUAUUAAUUUACAUUAUUAGUGUUAAAAGUACACACGUGAAGUGGUGCAAAUAUCGAUAUGAACUUCUGUGUGUUGGUUUGGAUGACGAGUGUUCGUCCAAUUUUGAAUGGAGUCUUUCAAGUGAUGAAAUUGAGUUACCACAAGUAAAUGACAAUUUUUCAGUGAAGUGUUUUAAAGAGACAGAACUGACUCUUUCAAUAAAUUUCAAAGUAAAACAAACACUAUUUUUUACUUUAGAAAACACUUUUUACAAAUUUUUGAAAAUCAAAAAUUACUUUGAAAACAUCACAAAUUUAUUUAAAAAAAAUUCACACAAUUCCAGUCAAUCAUUUAAUAACAACAAAAAUUCAAAUAACACAAAAGAAACUUUAAAAGGCUCCUGUACCAAUUGUGCAAUUUGUAGUGGUACAACAUGCACUAAAUGCAAUGAUGGGUAUUACUUAUCUUCAGGCUCUUGUAGUUCGUGUAGUUAUAGGUGCGUCACAUGUUUUGGUUCUUCAUAUACCCAGUGUUAUUCAUGUAAAAAUGGGUAUUAUUUAAAAGAUCCCAAUUACUGUUAUUCAUGUUCAUCUCCUUGUAAUUAUUGUACUACUGCCACAAGUUGUGUUACUUGUAAUCAAUAUUACUAUCUAUCAGGAACUUCAUGUCUUUCUUGUUAUUCUUCGUGUAGUUAUUGCAGUGGACCAAAUUCAAAUCAAUGUACCUCAUGUAGAUUACAUUAUUACUAUUCAAGUGGAAGUUGUAUUGCGUGUCAUUCUUCAUGUAAUACUUGCUCGAGUUAUUCAUCAUCGAGUUGCAAAACAUGCUAUUCAAAAUAUUAUCUGUCAAAUUCUCAGUGCUAUGCAUGUAGUGCAGAUUGUUAUAAUUGCAACGGUCCAACACGCCUAAAUUGCACAAGUUGUAAUUCCCAUUACUAUUUAUCAAAUAAAGAGUGUUUUCUAUGUCACUCGGAGUGUUACAGUUGCGAUGGUCCUUAUCGAACAAAUUGUACAUCUUGUUAUAAUGGAUAUUAUUUUUAUUACUCAUCAACUUAUAAUAGAACUUGCAUUCCUUGUAUGGAUGGUUGUGCGCAUUGUCCAGACUCAACGUAUUGUUUUGAAUGUUCAAUGGGCUAUUUUCGAUAUGAUUAUAAUAUUUGCCUAAAAUGUUCAGAAGGAUGUCUCGAUUGUCGAGAAAUGGAUUAUUGUUAUCAAUGUGUUAAUGGAUAUUACUCUUAUUAUAACAACACUGGUAGUUAUUGUAAGAAAUGUGCGCCAGAGUGCCUUACAUGUUAUGGCCCAAACAAUAAUACGUGUUACUCGUGUGCUGAAAAAUAUUAUUUACAGUCUAAUAAAUGUCUCCAAUGUGAUUCGACGUGUUACAAUUGCACGGGAUUAGCUACAAAUUGCACAUCAUGUGUAGAAGGGGAAAGGUAUUAUUUCAAUGGAGUUUGUAAUAUAUGUGAAAAUUGUAAGACAGGAAAAUGUUAUUCAUAUCCCAUUAUGUGUUCACAAUGUGAUGAUGGGUAUUAUUCACUCAAUGGAAUUUGUGUUUUAUGUCAUUCAAAUUGUUUAACAUGUGAUACUCAAUCCACAAAUUGUACAUCGUGUUAUGAUGGAACUUAUUUGUAUGAUAACAAGUGUUUACCUUGUGAUACAUCAUGCACAACUAAUUAUUGUGAUACUUUUAAUGGAUGUACACUAUGUAAACCAAAUUAUUUUCCCAAGAACAAAACGUGUCAUUUAUGUAAUGAAAUAAACAACUGUAACACAUGUAGUCAACUUUCAGAAAUUUGUACAAAGUGUAAUGGCGAAUUUUUAACACAAAAUGGUAAGUGUGUAUGUCCUGCUCAUAAAUAUCAAAGUGAAAUAAGCAAAUGCGACUAUUGUUAUAACAAAAUUGAUAAUUGUAAGAUGUGUACAUAUUCGGGAGAUAAAGUAACGUGUUUGGAGUGUUAUCCGCCUUAUAUGGCAUCAAAUGGUAUAUGUAUUUUGUGUAAUGACUAUUAUUAUUAUAAUCAAACAACUAAAAUGUGUUUACAAGAUAACAAUGGUUGUAACACACAACUUGAUAACACUAAGUGUUUAAAAUGUAAUGACAACUAUUAUUUAAAUAAAGGUAAGUGUAUACCACAAAAUUCUAAAUGUGUGAGUAACUCGAAAAUAUCAUGUGAAGAAUGUAAUAAUGGAUUUUCUAUUAUAGGUGAGUGUUAUAGUUACAUGCAAUCGUGCAAAUACUUUAAUAACAAUAACAUGCAAAGUACUUGUUUUAAUUGUGAUGAUAAUUACGAAUAUAACAACAAGUGUGUGUUACAAAAUAAUGUCAAUUCGUAUACUAGAAAUAAUGCAAAAUUCAAAUGUAAUGAUAAUGAAUAUGUUAAUGAUAACAAUAAAUGUUCUCUAUGUUAUCAAUACAACCAAAACACCGCAAAGUGCAUUUUAAGUCAACAGACUGUGGUAUCACUAACUUGUGACAAAAAUGGAGUUAUUAAUUUGAAUUCAAAAGUGUGUAAUAAUUACAUUAAUUGUAUUCAAAAUGAACAAAGUGACUGUGUUAAAUGUUCUGAAGAUACAAAUUACAUUUUAAAAGACAAUUCCUGUACAAAACAUGUUAUUGAAAAUUGCGUAUUAUAUAACAAAAAUGUGUGUAUAAAGUGCGAAAAUAAUUAUUUAAUUAACAACAAUGUCUGUGUCAGAAUGGAACAACUUUACUGCAAACGGUCUCAUGGAGUAUCAUGUGAAGAGUGUAUACCUUCUUAUUAUAAAAGCAAUACAGAAAAUAGUGAUUAUUGCUUACCAUCAACAUUUAGAGAGAAAUAUCUCAUAUUGACAUCAAAUGCAAUUAAAACGAUUUACGAAUGUCAAAGUACAUAUGGUCUUUACGACAAUAGUUGCACUUUAGUUAGAACUUUUAAAUUAAAUAACCAAUUUAAUAAAGACUUAAAAACUUCAAACAAAUUAGUUAUAGAUGAAUAUGAUAAAAAAAAUCAAAACAGUUAUAAAUAUAUGAAAAAUGAUGCUCUUACAGAUUGCGAAAUAAUGACAACUAAAGGAUGUGUAAAAUGCAACGAAAAGUUUUAUUUAUCAAACAACAAGUGUCUUCCAUGUAAAGGGAAAUGUGUGACGUGUUAUAAUUCGACGUACUGCCUUUCAUGUUCGACUGAUUUGUAUUUUUUGAAUGUCAAUAAUGAGUGUGAGUUAGCCAGUGAUUUACGCUCACGAUGUCAAAAUUCGAUGCCAAAUGAUGUUGGAUGUGCCAUAUGUAAAAAUGGGUAUUUUAAAGACAAGAACGAUUGUGUCAAAUGUGAUCCAUCGUGUGCCACAUGCACUGAAAUUUCAAAGUGUUUGACAUGUAUUGAUAACUCCUUUUUGACACCAAGUGAGUCGUAUUUAUGUCAGUCUUUUGAUGGUUUAACGAAUUGUAUAGACAAAACAAAGAGUGGGUGUAAAUCGUGUGCUGACGGGUAUUACUUGAAUUUGGCAAAUAACAGGUGUUAUCAAUGCAACAGUGAGUGCCAAUUAUGCACAUCUGAUGUGUCGUGUACACUCUGUAAAGACAAUUACAUAUUAAAAAAUGAACGUUGUGAAAACAUCACAACAGUGCAAUUUUGUGUGAAGGCCUUACAUAAUUAUUGCACACAAUGUGAAAAUAACAAGAAAUUGAGUGAAGAUGGGUUGUCCUGUGUCGAUGACAAAAAGUUGUUUUUGAAAGUUGGAGUGCCAAUUUUGGUUAUCUUCUUUGUCAUCAUAUUUGGCACCAUUUCAGUGAUUUUAUUACAAAAGACGAAAAAAGAAGAAGCCAAAGUCUGUAUUUUUGACAUGAAAAAAUCAAAUGUGACGUUCACAAAUAUUUCAACGAAGAUUUGUAGUAACAAAAAGGUUCUUGAAUUUACUGGAGAGAGUGACACAGACAUCGAUGUCAAUGUAGAGAGUCGUGAAUUGCUGUGUAUUGGUAACAAAGGGAAAACGCCAAUUAAAAUUCAAUUUACUGUGAAGGAGGGGUGCGACCAAUAUUCUAUUAGAACAGAACCUAAAUUGGUGACACUCAAAAAGAACUUUGCAUGUGAAUUUGAAGUGUUUAUAACACCAAAUUUCUCGUCUAAAAUUGAAGAUGAAGUUGCAUGUGUGUGUCUUGAUGUGAACGAAGGGAAAGAAGAAGUCAUUCUAAUCAAAAUACGAGCAAGCACAAAGCCAUCGACACGACUGGAUUAUCACGAAUUGAUUGAAGAUAAGAAAAUAGGAGAAGGCACGUUUGGAACAGUUUAUAAAGGAACUUAUAGAGGAAAUCUGGUUGCUAUAAAACGAAUGAAAUUUUCUGUAGAAAAUUGCGACUCAACCAAAAUAGGAGGAACAGCAAAUUACACAAAUUUAAAUAACAAAACUAAUGGAAUGAAUAAUUUAAAUACACAACAAACUAAUUCUGGAACAGCGACACAGGAAAGUACAAAUUAUAACACAAAUGACACUUCAAAAAAUACCACAAAAAACAAUACAAACUUUUCAAUGACAGAAAAUGACGAACAACGUUUUGAAGACUUUGCAAAUGAAGUUUCUAUGUUAGAUAAAUUUAGAAGUGAAUAUAUUGUACAUUUCUAUGGCGCUGUAUUCGUACCAAGUAAAAUUUGUAUGGUCACCGAAUUUGCUCAAUUUGGGUCUUUACAUGAUUUGAUGAAACACAAAAAGAGUGAUGAAGUUGAUAUAAACGUGCGAAUUAAAAUAUUAAUAGACUCUUCAAAGGGAAUUGAAUAUUUACAUACAAAUGGAAUAUUACACAGAGAUAUUAAGCCAGACAAUAUCUUAGUCUUUUCGUUGGAUAUCACAGAAAAAGUAAUUGCUAAGUUAACUGACUUUGGAAGUUCGAGAAACGUCAACUUGUUACAGACGAAUAUGACAUUUACUAAAGGUAUUGGUACACCUACUUAUAUGGCACCCGAAAUAUUAAAACAAGAGAAAUAUAAAAAGAGUGCCGAUAUUUAUUCGUUCGGAGUGAUGAUGUAUGAGUGUCUCGGGUGGUGUAAUGCAUACCCAAAAACAUUCUUUAAAUUUCCAUGGAAAAUUGCGGAAUUCGUAACAUCGGGAAAACGUCUAGAAAAGCAAGAUAACAUGCCAACUCAACUUUUUGAUAUUAUUGAAAAGUGUUGGAAACAUAAUCAAAUCGAAAGGAUCACAUCUUCUAAAUUAGUCUGUGAAUUGGAAAAGCAACGCAUUCAAUAA
Entamoeba invadens IP1 is the source of this 5214-nucleotide messenger RNA. RefSeq names its product protein serine/threonine kinase, putative. NCBI's taxonomy places the organism in Eukaryota, Evosea, Mastigamoebida, Endamoebidae. The transcript has 2 exons. Gene Ontology annotation, molecular function: ATP binding; protein kinase activity. The coding region runs from base 1 to 5214 and encodes 1737 amino acids. Gene Ontology annotation, biological process: protein phosphorylation. The record is from RefSeq and is a predicted model, not a curated record.